Molecule: messenger RNA, 2956 nt
Organism: Podarcis raffonei (Aeolian wall lizard)
Lineage: Eukaryota; Metazoa; Chordata; Lepidosauria; Squamata; Lacertidae
Gene: BAIAP2L2
Product: BAR/IMD domain containing adaptor protein 2 like 2
Exons: 14
Coding region: 147-1649 (500 amino acids)
Biological process (GO): plasma membrane organization; actin crosslink formation; positive regulation of actin filament polymerization
Cellular component (GO): nucleoplasm; cytosol
Molecular function (GO): protein binding
Source: RefSeq, a predicted model, not a curated record
UAAGUGUGCCGACUCUUCUGUGGUGUUGGAGAGGAGGCUAAGGGUGUGUGGAACUGGAUUAAUACAUGUUCCUGAGGACUGCAGACCUUCUCAACAUUUCCGAUCCUUGGGAGGAACUCUCGGGUCGUUGUUAAACACUCGAGGGUAUGGAGCAGUCCUACAGAUCUACCAUCUCUAUCUACAAGAGCAUCCUGGAACAGUUUAACCCAGCUCUGGAGAAUCUGGUCUACCUGGGUAACAAGUAUGUGCAGGCUUUCCAUGCGUUAUCCCAGGCUGCCGAUGUCUAUUUUACAGCAAUCCAAAAGAUCGGGGAGCAAGCCCUGCAGAGCUCUACUUCGCAAAUAUUGGGUGAAAUCCUGAUACAGAUGUCUGACACCCAAAUUAACUUGAACCGCAAGCUGGAAGCAGUCGCGCAGACCUUCCAUGCAGAUUUGCUGCAGCACAUGGAAAAGAACACUAAGCUGGAUGUGCAGUUCAUCAAUGAUAGCCGGCAGCGAUAUGAGAAGGAACACAGACGCAGAACUGCCAACAUAGAUAAAUGCAUUACGGAUCUGUGGAGAAUGGAGAGAACGCGAGACAAGAAUGUCUGGGAGAUGAAGGAGAACAUGAUGCGCUUGCACACCGAGAUGCAAGAAUUUGUCACUGAGAGCCAGAAGGCUGCUGAGCUGGAGGAGAAACGCCGCUACCGCUUCCUAGCUGAGAAGCACCAGCUACUCUCCAAUAACUUCCUGCAGUUCUACACCAGGGCCUGUGCCAUCAUUCAGAGCAAGGCACCAUUGUGGAAGGAACAGCUGGAAGCCACCCGAAAUCCUGCCCCAACUUCACUCAGCAGCACAACGCUCAGCCCAGGACAUGCAUCUGGCUCUCUGGCUCCUGCUCCUUCCCAUCUCGAGAUGCCCCAGAGGCCUCUGGGUGAUUUCAGUCCAGUGAUAGCAGGGCGAAGCGCCAGUCCCUUCCCACAGGAGACGGCAGAAAUGUUGCCUGCCUCUCAGCCAGAAACAAGGAGGAGAACCCUGCAAAGAACUCCCUCUAUCGGCUCUGUUUCCACCGGCCAGCGUUCUCGUUCCAGCUCCUUUGGGGAGCAGGCAGCAGGAAGAGCAGAAGCUGGGGGCAAAGAGGGGAGCAGCAACAGCGUGCUGAGAGUCCAAGCCAUAGCCCCCCACUCUGCUGGUUCCAACCGGACCCUUUUGCAGUUCAGCAUUGGAGAUAUAGUCACCGUGCUUAUACCAGAAGCACAAAAUGGCUGGCUGUAUGGCAAGCUGGAAGGUACAUCCACGAGUGGCUGGUUUCCUGAAGCUUUUGUGAAGCCACUGCAGGAGACAAGAGACCCCCAGGAGACCACCCCCAGAAUGUUUCCUCUGCGGAGCAGUCGCAGCGUAGACGAGCUCCUGGAUCGGCCCAGCACCCCAUCAGCCAGCAAUUACUGGCACAACCCCAGCAGACCUCAGUCUCCAGGUCCUUCUCCUGCUCUGCUGGGGGCAGGCAGCCGCCGGAGCAGCUCAGCCAGUGCCGCAGCCACCUCAGACUCCAAGAAGCCAGCAGGGAGGGAACAUCAUCCAGAACUGUUUCCCAGAGGUACCAAUCCUUUCGCUACAGUCAAAUUGCGCCCAACGGUGACCAACGACCGAUCGGCACCCGUCAUCCGGUGAAAGCCAGCUAUGGUUUGGGGAGGGUGGGUGGCUUGCACAGAAAGUUGUCCUGGACAACCCUUCUCAUCCCUGAGCUCAGGCUGUCAUUAUCUUGGGGAAGCUAUUUCUCCCCAGGUGGCCAGCCUGAGUGGAGGGCAAUUCUUUAGUCUCCUUUUCCAUGUCUGCUCAUGUUGUAGUGGUCAAUAGGUCCCAAGGUCAUUUUGUUUUGUUCUUUUAAGGCUCCCCCCCAUCUGUGCAAAAGGUACGUUUCUUUCCCAUUUGUAGCAUGCAUUUUGCCAGGUUGUGCUCUGUGCUACAAUUUCCCUGCAAACUUUGUGCAAACGGGUGAGGAUGACCAUAAACAGGCUGUCUGGAAGUGACUUUGGACUGGGCAGAGAAACAACUGCUUCAGAAUGAAGAUCGAGAGACAUUACAGCAGACAGCAGUCAUCUGGUGUAGGACAUAAGUAGGGCACUCUAGGAAGAGCCCUCAGAACGAGUCUGUGGAAAAACCUUCAGAAAUCUUCUGCUGGAUACUUGGUUGAUUUCAUGCCCACACGGACAGCUCAGGAGAUACUGGUCAACAUGAUAUAAUCCAAGCCAGUCAUGACUGCCAUACAAAACAUCUUGUUCUAAAACCAUUGAGGGGCACCAUGAAUGUUCAAUGGUCAGCCAGUAAAUCUACGUGGGAGUCAGUCUUGAGAGACUGCCAUGUAAACUUCCUUGCUCAGGUAACUUGCAGAAUUGUCUGCUCCUCACCACUGGUAGAUUUAAAAGGCAUCCUUGUUUGAAGAUGCCUGGAUAUCCUCUCCUACCCCCAUUCAUCACAGACCACUGUGCUACCAGUUUUGAUAAGCACAACUGGGAAUAGUUCUAAAAUUGCUGAGGAAGGCUAGCUGCACUGCAUUAUUUCACACACACCCAAUAUGUUUCUGUAAGUAGCACUAACAGAAAUGGGGGUUUUUUUGGGGGGGGGAGAAAGAAAAGAAAGAAAGAAAGAAAGAAUAAAGUAAGAAAUAAAUAAACAUCUCCUUUGGGUUGUGAAGUUCAUAUUUCAGGCGUGCCUUUUGAUAGGGGAGGGGAGACACACUUCACGGAAAACAAAAGGGAAGAGCAAGUUGCAGUUGUUUGAGAUCUUUCCUUUUCACCUUCACUACUUCACUUUGCAAAGUGGUAUUAUCUCAAGGCAAAUGUAUCAAUGUUCACAGAACUAAGAAGUUAGGAGGAAAUGCAGGAUUGUCGCCUUCCUCCCAUGCAAGUUGAUUUGCCAGUUCUUUAUUUCCUUUGCCUCUUGUCUCCUAAAUAAGAUGCAAUGGGAUGGUGAUUUUG